Messenger RNA from Panicum virgatum (switchgrass), 1656 nucleotides. RefSeq lists its product as uncharacterized. Gene Ontology annotation, cellular component: cytoplasm. The transcript is spliced from 4 exons. Lineage: Eukaryota; Viridiplantae; Streptophyta; Magnoliopsida; Poales; Poaceae. The record is from RefSeq and is a predicted model, not a curated record. Bases 472 to 1155 code for a protein of 227 amino acids. Gene Ontology annotation, molecular function: mRNA binding.
AUUUUUAUUAGUAUGUGCAUUUUUUAAAACUUGACAUGGCGAAGCCGACAGAAACAUUUGCUUUAUUUGUUCUUUAUGGCGUUUGAAACAUGGAUCAGUAACUAGUUGAAUCACGUUUCCUUUCACUGAGAAAUAGGUAGCUUAUGGACGUGGAUGUUUGGCUUGUACAAAUUCCACGAAAAUUUUUCACGACCUGUGUUUGGUUCAGUCCAAAUUGCAGUCUUCACGCCGAAUCUUUACGCUGUGCCAUUUUGUUGUGUAUGAGCGAUGUGGCGUGAAAUUCGAGUCCUUCGAAACUUCAGACGAUCCUCAAUGUUCGAAAAAAAGGAAGAAGAAGAAAGUUAGAACACAAUCAUUCGUACCCCGUCCAAUCUACACCGCGAAUCCCCCGAUCGGACGGUCGCAGAUGCAGCCGCAGCUCACAGAUUCCCCGCCUUCCUCUGCUCCCCAGGCUCCCGGAACCCUACAGCUAUGGCGCUCUCCGCCGCUCGCCGACUCUCCUCCUCCGCCACAGCAGCCGCCGCGCCGAAACUCUCCUCGAUCUUCCGCCACCGAAAGCGUCGAUCACCAACAAAUCUCUCCUCACUUUUCGGCGAUCGGAAACAUCCAUCUACGCCGCCGGCCUCCGGCGACGAGCCGCCGUGGCGGAGGUCCACGCCCAGGCCCAAGCUGAGGGAGCCGUGGGAGGAAGAGGCGGGGGCGCUGCUCCGGCGACUCCACGAGGGUCGGUACCUGCCGGGGCCCGACUUCUCGUCGACGCCGCAUGCCGUCCUCCCCGACACCGUCAAGGCCGCCGCCGAGCGGUUCGGGCACGACAACCAGGUGGUCGCAAAAUGGCUGUCAGGGAGCGACUUGAAGAAGGUCGCCUUGUUUGGGUGCCCUACUGUUGAACGAAGAACGGUUUUUGCAUCAAAAAGAUUGCGAGCUUUCUUCAACAUCCAGGAAGAUAAAAUAUGCAGCUCUUGUAAACUGAGAAGUUCGUGCAAGUUUGCUAACCAGGAAGUCACUAGGCAUAAUAAAGUGAUUCUGUCUGAUACAAUGAGAAUUAUUAGUUUGUUUGUGCUGGAUGCUUUCCCGAAGGAACUCCAGGUUACUGCUGAACUAAAAGCUAGCAUUUGCAAGCUGCUAAAGGACACCAUAAAUCUUAGCAGUUAAUUAUCGAGCAUCGGGAACGGAGCUUGGGGAGUUUUUCUGAUCCUUCUAACCCACUGAUGUCUGCAUUUAUUUGGAGCAAUUUGAGGCUAUGUUUGAUACUUCAGUCACAAUCACUCAAGCUGUUUAAGCAGUGAAAUUACACAUCUGUCAACCGUACUCUGGGGUUAUCAGGAGUGUAGGGGAAGCUAACAUCCAGCAAUCUGGGAUAAGCACGGGGGCCUAUGUUUGCUUGAUAUGUCAGACAAUCUUUGCUAUAUCUGCUCUGAAGUAUAGGAGCUCUGGCUGUUGACAGUGAUGGGCCGAUGGCAAUACUGAAAGGAACAAUUUGAUGACAUAAUAGUUCAUUCCCCUUGGAUCCUGAUGUGCACGUUUGUCAAGUUCCUUGUCUGUAAAGCAUCACAUGUUUGACAAUUCCUUAUCGAGAUGAUAAUACUUGUUUAAGGUUACUUUGUAUGGGAAGUCAUUUGACUCUAUUCGGCUGGCUUGUCGGCCAACCAGCUA